UAUCACUUCUCUCUCCGCCUCCCUUUUAUUCUCUCCCCUCACAUUCGCCUCGCGGGAAUGUCCACGAUGGCCAGCAGUGCGAAGCUGGGGGCGUCUCAACAGCCUCCCCAGCCGGCUGCCGCUCCGGUUCCUGCAAAGAAGAUCCAUUAUCCUUUUUGGUUUGGUGGUUCGGCCUCUUGCUUUGCGGCUGCCGUCACUCACCCUCUGGACCUUGUCAAGGUUCGAUUGCAGACCCGCGGACCUGGGGCGCCCACCUCGAUGGUGGGCACGUUCGGACAUGUGAUCAAGACGGACGGAUUCCGAGGAUUGUAUAGCGGGUUAUCGGCGGCGAUCCUGCGGCAAAUGACCUACUCGACGACGCGAUUCGGGAUCUACGAGGAGCUGAAGAACUACUUUACGACGCCGGGGUCGACGCCGGGAUUCCUGACGCUGAUCGGGAUCGCGUGCACGUCGGGGCUGAUCGGGGGCUUCGCGGGCAACCCGGCGGACGUGCUGAACGUGCGGAUGCAGUCGGACGCGGCGCUGCCGGCGGCGCAGCGGCGCAACUACCGGCACGCGCUGCACGGGCUGGUGGAGAUGACGCGCACUGAGGGCGCGGCCAGCCUGUUCCGCGGCGUGUGGCCUAACUCGACGCGCGCGGUGCUGAUGACCGCCUCGCAGCUGGCCUCCUACGAUACCUUCAAGAAGCUGUGCAUCGACAGCUUCGGCAUGGCCGAUAACCUGGCCACUCACUUCUCCGCCUCCUUAAUGGCCGGCUUCGUCGCCACCACCGUCUGCAGUCCUGUCGACGUGAUCAAGACCCGCGUCAUGACCGCCUCCAGCGCCCACGCCCAUGCCCACGGCAUUUUGGGUCUGUUGCGCGACAUCACCCGCCAGGAGGGCCUCGCUUGGGCCUUCCGGGGUUGGGUGCCCAGCUUCAUUCGCUUGGGGCCGCAUACCAUCGCGACCUUUAUCUUCCUUGAGGAGCAUAAGAAGCUUUACCGCUGGGUUAAGGGGGUUUCUUCUGCUGAUGAGAAGCGGUAGAUAACCUCCCUUUCGUCUUGUUUCUUUCUGUUGGUUCUGGUGCUCUUCACUGUCUAUAAACCGCUUUUGAUAUCCCGCAUAUUCUCUCCCGGCGGGGGAUAUCCUGUCUGGCAUAUAUAUUUUUGACUGUCUGUUUGGGUUUGGCGAAGCAUUCUAUGUUUUGUUUUCUGGGUGGAUAAAAGUUUUUCGUUUUCUUGCUGUUGGUUCUCCGGCACGAGAAUCGCUUGUACAUAAUCCAUUGCUCUGUCUUCUGCUUUUGUCUGGUCUGUAUACUGCUUGGUGGUUCGGAGGUGGUUGCAUUUGUCGGUUGGAUAGAAUAGACAUACAAUAGACAUAUAGAGAUUCUAGACUGAUGGUGUUGUGGUGCUGUUAUUGGAGGAUGGAGUACAAUUUGUUAUCGUUCCGUUCGUGUUUAGUUAGUGGUAGUUAUGAGCAAG
Molecule: messenger RNA, 1460 nt
Organism: Aspergillus homomorphus CBS 101889
Lineage: Eukaryota; Fungi; Ascomycota; Eurotiomycetes; Eurotiales; Aspergillaceae
Product: putative mitochondrial dicarboxylate carrier
Exons: 4
Coding region: 67-1023 (318 amino acids)
Biological process (GO): phosphate ion transmembrane transport; thiosulfate transport; oxaloacetate transport
Cellular component (GO): mitochondrial membrane
Molecular function (GO): oxaloacetate transmembrane transporter activity; thiosulfate transmembrane transporter activity; succinate transmembrane transporter activity
Source: RefSeq, a predicted model, not a curated record